Messenger RNA from Colletotrichum godetiae, 748 nucleotides. RefSeq lists its product as uncharacterized. NCBI's taxonomy places the organism in Eukaryota, Fungi, Ascomycota, Sordariomycetes, Glomerellales, Glomerellaceae. The transcript is spliced from 3 exons. The coding region runs from base 264 to 653 and encodes 129 amino acids. The record is from RefSeq and is a predicted model, not a curated record.
CCCCCCCCCCCCCUUGGUGUGUGUGUGCCUCGCAUUCCCAUCCCGGUACAUCGUGCAGAAAGUACUGCUCCUGUCCCGUCGUCUGCACUCUUGCUGCUAGUCAUACCCCUGCUCGCUGGACCCGGCCGCCGUUGUCCAUUCACGUCGUUCCAGUAGACUGGGAAGCAACAAGCAAGUGCAAGAUACCUGGAUAAAGGUACUUGUCAAGAGGUAGACGUCCUGGGCGAAGUGGUGAGGGCCUACCCCGAGGUAUAUACAAUCCGAUGUUGCCUUCUUUGGCUUCAACUUGGCUAUUGCUACGUAGCUGUAGCUUCUCUCUUUCUUUUCUUAUUUUGCCUCAUCCCAGUGCUCCUUGUUCCUUGUCAAGCCCUCUUGCCACGCUGCUUCACGUUUACCUAGAUCUAUCUAUCCGUCGUCUCCCAUCUCCAUAUUCCUAUCCGCCCACCCUCAUCCUCACUCAUCCUUCUCCGCAUCUCACACUUAUCUCGACGACAACUCCCACCCAGCGAACCGGCACAAAACAGUUUGACUUGACUGGCUUCUCGCGGAACGACAGAUCACUUGCAACCUCUCGUGUCACCGUCAUUCCUCUGUCACAAGAAAGAGGCUGGCUCAUCUUUCUCAGCGGCGCCAAGAUUAAGGAACCUUCCUGAGACCAUCAUCUGUAUUUCUGCCAUUCUCAUAAGCCUUCGGGAAACACGACGUCGAACCGGCAUUGACCCGUCAGAUUUGACCGAGGUCUAAGCAC